AUGGAGAAAGGACCGAAAAUCCUUCUUGGGAUAGCGAUCUUCUCUUUUAUUCUCGGCUCUAGCUGUUUUGGAGUCGGCUUCUACUCAUCCCUACCUGAAGUGGAAUUCGAUCUGAUUUACCACGCUGAAGACUACCUGAUGGUUCAUUCUUCUAUUAUUGAGAACCGCACCAGUAUCCAAGAAUUUCUCAUGCCCGUCCGUAAUUUCACCCGUGAACAAGUUUUCAAACUUCGAAACAUCACCGGAAGCUCUAUUUUUCUACUCGUUUUGACGCUCUCCCUCUUUCUGACUACUGUCAUCUGUGUCACUAUCAUCAAGUUGUGUUGUAGAGGAAGCAACUCCCGAAUGACUGGCGAUGCUCAUCACAACAUCAAUCCUGUUGAAAUCUACGAAGGGUACGAACGAAUCAACCGCCGCAAUUCCGAAAAUGAAAUUCUUGAGAACGAAGCUGUCGCCAACCAAAUUGAUGAAGCUGUACUUCUAUCAUACCAGCAAUCUUCCAGAUACGGAAGAGAAAAGCGUAGAGGAUCGGAUACUGAAGAUCAUGUUUACGAGCACGUUAACUAUUGA
Molecule: messenger RNA, 570 nt
Organism: Caenorhabditis remanei
Lineage: Eukaryota; Metazoa; Nematoda; Chromadorea; Rhabditida; Rhabditidae
Exons: 2
Coding region: 1-570 (189 amino acids)
Source: RefSeq, a predicted model, not a curated record